UGGAUACAAAUCUGCAAUAAUGCUCAAGUUUUCAAAGGCUCAAUAUGUUGAUACUGUCCUGUAGUAGUGCAGUUUUGGGAUAUUAAGUACAUUUGCUCAAGUAGUGAGAUUUUAGGUACUUUUAAUACACCUUAAUAUAUUGAUUGAAUGCUACGUUAUACCUCUACUUCACUACAUUCAUUGACGUACUUAGUUACUUUGUAAAUGUCAUUUAAACACACAAUGUUCCAUACUGCGUUUAGCAACUUUACUGUUAGUAGGCCUAUAUCUUUAUACUUCUACACUGUGGCAAAACAAAUUUGACUUUAGGACAUAUCUGAAACUCCUACCACAACUGCAUCAUUUCAAUGCAUUUAACUCUUACUUGUAAUGGAGUAUUAUUAAACCACAACAAAAAAAAUCCCAGUUUGGGAUAAAUAAAGUACUUCAGAUUCUUAUUCCGAUUCUGAUAUCUCUAUUACGAAACCAUACUUCUGCAUGAAUGCAAACAUGGCAACCACACCAGCAACAGCACCAUGGCACACAACUGCUACACAACUAGCCGUGGCGGACAUAACACUUCAUGUAAGUCAGAUAUUCCUCCUGGUAGCACUUAAAGAUUGUAUAUUUAACAAAUAGGUAUCAUUUACUGUACAAACCUUGGGAGUUUUGUCCUGUUUGGUUGCCAGGUCGGAGCUGUAGUGCCGUAUAUUCAGUGCUGAUAUACUGCAUGGAGAGUGGAGGGUAAAAGGACUGAAAAUCCUCCAUGCUGCUGCUGCUGUUGUUUUGGACGCCAUUUUUAACUAACAGACCUAAUCAGCUGUUUCAAGAAGGAUUUUCCCCCCUUACAUUGCAGAGAGCCCGGAUAUUUAUAUAAACCUAGAGUGUUUUGUUAGGGGAGUUCAUGUCGAUGUCCUUCUGUGAGAACAACCCUCCGUUCGGUCACAUGACUUGCACAUUAAAGAAAGAGGGGCUUCAAACUUUCACCGGCGCAGCUACGGGCGGGGUUUCUGCAGGGCUGUUCUGAUCAAUAGUGGUUGAAGUACUUUUCAAAUAUGCAAAAAAUGAAGACCUGUGUUUAAAGUUUAAAGAUAAAGUAAUCACUAUUCAGGCAAAUUGCUCUUUAGUCAUCGCAUUAUUACAUAUUAUAAUAUACGAUUAUUAUUAUUGAUGCGGUAUCUUAACAUGUAUUAUAAUGAGUGUACUGUUAGGAUAUAUUUACUUGUUGUUCUUUAUAAUAACCUAAAUAAGGAUUUCAUUAUACUUCAGUGGAAUCCCAGAAUUCAGAUGGAGGGCUGGAAAUAGAGUAAAAUAGGCUACUAGGUUUAAUGGCUCUUAAGAAAAAAACAUUACCCUAAAUAAAUUGCAUUUGUGUGAACUGAUCAUAAUGUGUGUCUGUAAAUAUGUGAUUUUAGGAGUCAUAUCAAGGUUCAAGGCUCAGCUUAAUUGUAAAUUUACAACACAGGAUUGAACAAUGAAAUGCAGUCCCCCUCCGUGUUUAACACAUUCAAAUGUCUAAAAAUAUAUAUUGAUAUUACAGUAAAAUAAAAACCAAAUACAUGUAUAAAAGUAGCACUAACGGAGGGAAAGCAUAUGCAUCUAACUAUACAUGUAAUAGAUUUUAAAAAAGGACAGUAUAUCACAUGGAAGUCUAGUGGAGUUAAACAACAAAACAUAUUUUUAAAAAAGGCACUUCAUUUAGUUUCCCCGCCCUUGCUGCUGCGUGUCAAACGGCACGACCAUUCAUUCAAAAUGGAGCGAACCCAAUGUUGGACAACUAAAACUUACACUACGUUAAAAAAACGUUUAAUAUAAUAUCGGCAAAGUAAGACUUAAGUGUAAUUUAUUCCAUGUCAUUGUAAAUGUAUUACCCUUAACCUACAGACUGAUUUCAAUUUUUGAUUUGACAAGUGAAUUAAACGCCUGUUAAACUGUUGUAUUUCCCCCUAUAUGAACCAUAGAGAAACGCCGCGAUAGUUGGUGAGCCGGAAAGUAACUACUAGAAGGUAGCUAGGUAGGCUAAUGUUUAGCUUUUAUUCCGGGGAGGUGCGCACUUUCCUAUAACGUUUCAGAUGGCUGUACGCUGGCUAUGCAGCCUGUUUGGGAAGCCCUUUGAUGGGGGAAAGAGGAUGGACCAUGGCGGCCAGCAGCAUCAGCAGCAGCACCCCAUGGAGCAGCAGCAUCAGUCCUACCACCAGCAGCACCCGGCCAUGAUGCGGCUGUACGAGGUCCAGAAGGAGGUGCAAUCCCUGGGGCCGCAGGUCUGCACCUUCAGCGGCCUGCAGCACGACCGCGACUACAAGCGUGUGGAGCGCGAGCUGACGCGCCUGCUGCUGGAGGUGGACAAGGUCGACACGGAGGGCAAACCGGAGCUGCAGGGGGCUCGGAAAAGAGCCGCCCAGGAAGUGGAAGGCCUCCUGCGAUACCUGGAGGAGAACGCCACGCAUCCGUCCCGCAUCGCCAUAGAAGACCUGAGCAACGAGGCGCGGCAGCUGGUGGACGACCGCGUGGUGGCACCUCAGCGGUCGGGAGGCGUGGCUGAAAUAAACGACGAGCUGGUGGACGCCCUGCAGGAGAUAAUCCUGAGGCUCACCCAGGUGAAGACGGAGGGGAGGGUGCCGCUCCGAAAGGCGCGGUACCGGGCACUGACACGCCUGUGCGCGGUGCAGGACGUGGUGGAGGGCCGUACCCAGCAGCAGACCCUCUCCCUGCCGCUGUCCGGCGAGACCAACGAGUCCGUGCACCGCAUCAACCAGGUGAUGGUGAAGGUGUGCGUGGCGCGCGGUCAGCUGGUGGCUCUGCUGAUGGGGCUGAGCGGCAGGGACAGCUGUGCCCACCUGUCCCGCAUCCUGACGGAGAUGCAGGUGGAGCUGGAUGCUCUGGAUGUUUCAGGGAACGCGGCGAUCAGAAACUACAGGAAGCAGGUGGUGGAGGAGAUAAACGGGCUGCUGAAACAUCUGGACCUGGAAGGGGAGGGAGAGGACACGCGCAGAUACGACCUGGGGCAGAACAACUCCAUCCGUGAGAUCGAGGCGGUGCGCGCUCACGUCUCCCACCUGCGAGAGGGCGUCCUGCGGCACUGCAUGAUGGGAGAUCUGAGCUUCAGGCCCAAAGCGGAGCUGCAGAGCCUCCUCACUCACCUGGACCAGGUGGACACGGCAAAGAACCCGUGCAUCCGGGAGGCCCGCCGCCGCGCCGUGGUGGAGGUCCAGGCCAUCAUCACCUUCCUGGACCUCCGCGAGGCUCUAGCGCGCCGCCAGCCGGGCCCAGCCGAGCAUCCGUCGCACCGGUCCGUGUGGCUGGUCCUCGGCAGCCUCUCGGACCUCCAGGCCCAGGCGCUGGGCUUCGAUGGCAAGCGGGUCGACAAGAGCUACAUGAUGCUGGAGGAGCUGCUGACCAAACAGCUGCUGGCUCUGGACGCCGUGGACCCGCAGGGCGACGAGACCACCAAGAUGGCGCGAAAGCAGGCGGUGAAGUUCGCCCAAAACAUUCUCAACUACCUGGACAUGAAGACGGACGAGUGGGAGUAUUGAUGAAGGCGGAAACACCGGGUGGGACUUCGCUGCAGGAAGGAAACGAUCUGUGUGUAAAUAAAAAAAGAAAAACGUAUCAUUCCACGGGCUGUAAAUAUGGACUCCAACUCCCAGAAUGCACUGCAGCAGCGCUUUUAUGUCAUCUCUUUGUGGUAGUCGUGGCCGAUCCGAGAAGAACACAUUUUAUGAAACACACACUUCAGUGCUCUCUGGAGAUUUUCUUUUUAAAAACUUCCCGUACGUGUGAGGGUGUGUGUGAGUGAGUGUUACUGUCUGUCGUACUUGGUGAGUGUGUGUGUUAAAGCCUGCUGCCAAAGCUCUUGAAUAAUGCCUGUUCCUGUGCUUGUGUCCUCCAGACUGCACUUGAUAUUGAUAAAGUGUGAUAGAUUGCUUCGCAGUAGCUUCCCUGUCUGGUCCGGUUUUAAUUUAAGUUGCUAAUGGAGCAUGUGUUAAAUACAGUGACCUAAUUGUGGCUCGGUCCAGAGUGAUUCCUGUUGGUUGGACGCCAAUUUUGGGCAUCAAAAGUAUAGAAAAUAGUAACAGUUCAGGAGCAUAUUUAGUUAAUGUUUUGUUUUGAAAUCCAGUUUGGUCUACUUGGCAAAGCAGACGACGAGAGAAAACCUAAAGUGCAAAGAAACUGAGAUUUAUGUGGGGCAUUUUUUAGAAGCAGCAUGAACAAGAGGUGGAGCAGAGAUGUUUCCACACUGUUAUCGAGGCUGGGUAAUCUGUGUUUAAACAGUUGGAAAUCGUUUGCAUUACGGUCACUCCCCACUCCUGUGUGUCCCUGUUUGUUUCCCCUCUCCGUGUUUAUCACCACAGCUGUCGUUGGCAAGCGGUCAAACGACAAGCUGAGAUUCAGAUAAAGUUAGCAGGAAGAAAUCUGUCAUCUUGUGUGUGUGUGUGAGGAUGUUUAAAAAGUACCUUCCCCUCGCUGCUCGUGUCGUCUGUCUCAAAACGUUUGUUGUGACUUUGUGUGCGGCUAUAAAUGGAUCAGGUUUUUUUGAAAUUCAGAGAUAGAAGAGGCACAUUUUUUUUGCUGCUGCUGCUGCUUUUUGUUUCUACCCACCACUCCUUUCUACUGAGUGACUGUGAGACGUCCCCCAGGGAGAGGGAGGGAGGAAGGGUGGGUGAGGCGAUGAUCUCCUCUGGAUUGACACAUCAAGGCUGAAGCUCACGCAGCCAGCAGUCGGGACGAGAGCGUUGAUGGUGAUCGCAGUCGACACAUCCUUCUAGAAACUUCUCGAAGCUGCUGCUCGAGACGGUGGGAGGGGAAGAGAAAGUCCAAAAAUUCUUUGUGCCUUUAUUUUCACCCUUCCCUGUGUACCAGUAGGUUUGUGUAUUAAAAAAGCAGCCUUGAAAUGAAUUUUAAAAAAGCUUCUCAUUUUGAUAUUUAACGCUGAAGCGGCGAAUGUGUUUGUGGCACCUUGGCCGUUAUCGCCACGAGAAAUUUGCACUACUUGUCAGAAAUUGAGGCUCUUCUGAAUCAGUAUUUGUCCCCUGCUGGUAAACGACUAAAAGGUGAAGUCGUUCUGGUCAGUAAUUAUUUUGUAACACAGGAUGACAACGCCUCUUCUGCAGCCGGUGAGUCAUGGCUGGUUCUCACACUGCGAGCAGCCACGGGCAGAUCUGUGGCUCGGAAAGCAAUUUGGCAAAAUGAGUCUGAAUACAAAACGACGAAACUAAAUAAUUAGCCGACAUCAUUUCCUUCCUGCUGACCUCUGGAAAUGUUGUUGUUGUUGUUGUUUUUGAAACAUGCUAUUCUGAAAAGGUCUUUAUAAGAUGAUAUCUUAAAAUAAUGACUAAGUAUCUCCAAAUACUCAAUUAAUAUCUCAGAUUAAUGUCUUCAUAUCUCAAAUGAAGAUGUUAGUAUCCCAAGAUAAGGACAUGGUAUCAAAAUAAUGACUUAAAAUAAAAAAUGAUCACUUAAAUGAUGACUUAGUAUCACAAAACAAGGACAAGGACGCACAAUAAUUAGGUAAUAUCUCAAAAUAAUGACUUAAAAUAAAAAAUUAUCACUAAAAUGAUGACUUUCACAAAACAAGGACAAGGACGCACAAUAAUGAAUGUGUUAUCGGUGAAAAUUAAAUUCAGCAUCAAAGUGAUGAUCACAGUUAUGCGUCAGUAAUUAUAAUCCAUUAAUAUCAUUUAUAUUCAUCUAAAUUGGGCCAUUCUGCAUGAAAUUGUUCUGCCAAUACUUUUGUGCUUGAAUGCAUUUUGAGAGCAGGACUUUCACUUUAAGUAGUCUUCCUACACUAGUUCUCCUUCAGUAAAACGUCUGAAGAAUUAUUAUUAUUGGCUCUAAUCAGGAUUACAAUUUAGUUUCCCAGCUUGUUAAUGAAUUAUGAUACAAAUAUGAACCCCAGUAGAGGAAUGAUUGCUGGCUGCUCGCAGUGUGAAUGUAAAAUAUCCUGGAGUCCCCUGCAAUAACUUCGAAAAUGUGAUUAAUGAAAUCCCAGCUGCCUAGAAACACAAUCUGUGUACCACCGCUUUUUAUAAAGAAACCCCCACUAAAACAUGUCCCAGUGAAGUCCCACAGACCCGUUUUACGUGCAUUAAGCUGCAUUUUAAAGCAUAUUCUGGCACCAAGCCUGCCGCUCGGCCUCCUGGGUAAAGAGUUGACUCAUACUGGAGGAAAUUAAAUUGAACAAAGCUCAUUAAACAUGGUCAGCUGCUGCCACGGCUGCAACAGAUGCUUUCUCAGACCAAACCAACCCGGACACACCUUAAGUUCACAUGCUCUUUUUUGUAUGCAGUAUUAUAAAUAUAAAUAAUGUACAUUUAGUUAUUGCAUUUCUGUAAAUUGCGUCGUUUUCAAGCAUUAAUUUGAAUGAUUUAUCAGAAGUUUUACACUGUAUAAGGAACUAGAGCUUUUGUUUUUGUCUAGUCAUCGUGUCUCGAUGCCUCUUUUUCUUUCUUUUUUUUACUCCGUGUUGGUGAUGAGUGGGCGUUCUGGCAACCAAUUUAUAUUCUGUGGUUGAGAAGUACAAGUGUAAAAAGGAAAAUGAGGUAAAGCACCAUUUUAUAAAGGUUUUGCAAGAGUUUUGUGAGAAAAAGAAGCAAGAAAGCGUCAAAGAAAAUCCCAAAUAUCAAAAAGACUCCGUUUAUUCUAUGCUGCCUAUAAAACUGUAGUUUUACAAAACAAUUUCACUCCUAAAGUAUUAAGAAUUGGAUUUGACAGUAUUAGGAUGUAUUUGUGCAGAAAGGACUAUCAAUUGUGCAGUGUUACUCAUUUUCAUAGGUCAUGUAAACACUUCAGUCUGUUUUAUUCGCCAAAACGGCUCCUUUUGUGAUGGUAAACAAAGUCGUUGAGGUGUUUGUACAAAUCAAAGUCUAUAAGAUAUUUCAGACUAUUAAUAAAACAGAGCCAUUGAUGGUUUUGGGAUUUUCUUGGGAUUGUUUGGCGAUGAAAACGAUGAAAAAUGUAAAAUAUUAGCAGAUUCUCCUUCUUGAAAAAGAUAGUCCUAUAACAACUUAUAUUAAAUACACAGUGUUUCACUACCGUUUGUUUUUAAAGAAAAAUGAAAGGAAGAAAUACGUUAAUUAUUACUCAAAGAGGUCAAUACAACUCUGGGGAUUAUUGUUACAUAUAGAAACAUCCUACAAAUGAAGUUACAGGGUAUUGACCGUCUGCUAAGUCAUACACACACACACACACACACACUACGAUGGGCCACUAAGAGCAGCUCGGGGUCAUGCAGACUGUCUUAACUUGGAGUCCAUUAGUCGGAGAGUUUCAGAGCUUCAUCCCCGGGGUUUUUUAGAGGUGACUUUACAGGCCGAUGCAUUUACGCACAGAGAAUAAAGUGGGUUUAAAUAUUUCAUUUUCCUGAUCCCAGAUUGAAUGUAGUCAUCGAGGAAUGAUUUGUCUUCUGGAUUCGUUAGUACCAAAGCUGUUUCAGAAACCUUGUGACAAUAUGGAGGAUUAUGGGGAUGAAGGAGAAGCUGGAGGGUUGUACGUAUCUGAAAAGCAUUUUGACAGAAAUGGCAUUUAUGAUGUGUGUUGAGAGUGAAGAACACUCUUGAGCUUGUUGUUAAGUUGCAUUUCAAAGAUCAGCAGCAAGUUGCACCAGUUGAUUGUAGGUUUGAGUCCAAAUUCAACACUAAAUGCUAUGAAAAUGAUCUUGUAGUACACAUUUCAGAUCCUUUUUUGAAGUUUUUAUGCUACUUUAUACUUCUACUACACUACAUUUCAGAGGUAAAUAUUGUACUUUCUCUCCACUACAUAUCAAAAAACCUAUAGCUAAUUAUCUAAUCAAGAUGUUGCACCCAAAAUGUGUACGUUUAUACAAUAUGAUCCAUUUAAACAGAUUAAACUGCCAAAAAUACACUCAAAAUUGUUCAAAUGAACUCCACCUUGACUAAGCAACAUUAAAGUACAGUUUACAUAUCAAUGCGUUAAUAAUAAUGAUCCAAUAUUAUAAUAUUAGUCCCCACUGAGGACCACUGAUAGCAUGAAUUGUGCAUCAUAUGCAGCUGCCAUACAACCCUGAUUCACAAAACAUGUUCGUUUGUUCAUCCGUUGAAAAUAUCUUUAUUUUUUCAUUCCUUUUUUUCAUGUAUUUUUCCAGAAAUAACCUAUUUUUUUUUAACACAAAUGUCAUUGCAUCCUGUCACUGCAUCCCAUCAUAAAUGAGUUUGACACCACUUUAUAAAUGUGCUGCCAGCUCUUUGAUGACACUAAUACUUCCACUGUAACUGUUUGUGUGUCAGUGCUGAUGUUUGUAAUUACACUGUUUUGGCCCUGAGGCUCAUUUGCAUAUAAAGUAGCCAAUUACACAUCAAGUGUAUACAUUGAUUUAAAUUGUGCUGAGGCUUGGCAGUGCAUUUGCUAAUACUUCUGUACAUUAAUUGAAAUUUAAAAUGCAAGACCUUUAACUGUAGUAUUUCUACACUGUGAUAUUACUACUUGUACUCGAGUAAAGGAUUUGAAUACUUCUUCCACCGAUGCUGUAUAAUUAUGCAACAAAUACUAUUACUGCUGCAACAUUUAUGCAUUCUCAUCUAAAACCUCUAAGUUCUGUCAGGUUUUCUCAUACAUGCAUCGUUUGUUCUUAACGAUACGCUAACUGUUUCCACUCGUCUCCAGUCUUUGUGCUAAGCUAAGUUGCUAAAAGUAGGUCCAUAUCUCAUAGAUGGGGAUAGAUGUCAUAUAGCUUUCAGCAAAUCAAAUAAAACAGAGCAUAUUUCCCCAAAAAAUGUCAAUCAAUCCCAUUGAAUUGUAAUUUUGUAUUUAACUUAGUUGUUAAAACCUGGUUUUACUAACAAUGUUUUGCUAUUUCUCUUCUAAGAUCAGACUUUACACUUACUGGUGCAACAUACCGCUCGAUCGUACAGCACAUGACGAACGUUGAUUGCUAAGAUUUGGUAAUAUAUGAAAAGAUGUGAUGGUAAAAUGAGGAUUUAUGAUGGUAGAAAUCCACCAGGAAGUAGAAAAUGUUCCUUAUUAAGCUUAAGAAAACAUUUAUUUCAUUUAAGCACUUUUCCAUGUUCCUUAGUCUCUGUCUGUUCUUACUGCUCUGCCUUUCUUUCUGCAAAAUGACAGGAAUGUGUUCUGUGAUGAAAACAAAAGGGUAUUAUAUUUCAUUUAUUUUUCCAACAUCUGUUCUCUUAAGUCGCCUUUUAGCUGCAUUGAUUGUGACAGGCUUUUGCUGUUUCUCCCCCUCGAGAUAUGCGCUUGUACAAAAAGCACACUGAGACUGUCGAAAAGUUAUUUGUGUGAAUGCUCCCUGGAUGGUUGUGUUUGGAAUUUGUAUUCCCACUGCAAAAUAAAGACAACGUGUCUUGA
Messenger RNA from Eleginops maclovinus (Patagonian blennie), 9297 nucleotides. It is a transcript of the gene bag5, whose product is annotated as BCL2 associated athanogene 5. Gene Ontology annotation, cellular component: nucleus; membrane; cytosol. The record is from RefSeq and is a predicted model, not a curated record. Gene Ontology annotation, molecular function: protein-folding chaperone binding; adenyl-nucleotide exchange factor activity. The transcript is spliced from 3 exons. The coding region runs from base 2052 to 3512 and encodes 486 amino acids. Gene Ontology annotation, biological process: negative regulation of protein ubiquitination; regulation of inclusion body assembly; protein stabilization. NCBI's taxonomy places the organism in Eukaryota, Metazoa, Chordata, Actinopteri, Perciformes, Eleginopidae.